Messenger RNA from Emys orbicularis (European pond turtle), 1878 nucleotides. It is a transcript of the gene FAM161B, whose product is annotated as FAM161 centrosomal protein B. The coding region runs from base 19 to 1878 and encodes 619 amino acids. The transcript has 9 exons. Gene Ontology annotation, biological process: cilium organization. The record is from RefSeq and is a predicted model, not a curated record. NCBI's taxonomy places the organism in Eukaryota, Metazoa, Chordata, Testudines, Emydidae. Gene Ontology annotation, cellular component: cilium.
AGCCCGUGAGGACCAGAGAUGACAGUGUCGAGGCAACUGGGAGCCCUAAGUGGAGCCAAAAUGGGGCCCGGGGCGCGGACCCGACAGGUGUUUCCACCUCAACCUUCCUCAGAUUCUGAGCCAGAAACAGAGAGAGUUGGUGGUGGUGUCACUCAGCCCAGGACAGAUGAGCUGUUGGAUUUUCUCCAGCCAGGCAAGGAAAUGGUAGCUGUCUCAAACUCAGCUGAGGGGUAUUAUGACACACUGCAGGCACUCAAGAUGAAAAACAGACAGUAUCUGUUAGAACUGGGCUUGCUCUACCAGGUAAAAUUGGAGAAUGACCAGAAACCCUUCAAGGAGGAACUGGAAGACUUCUUCCAAGACAACGGGCGAUUGACUCUGCAGGGCAAGCCCUAUGAGGCUUCAAGAUCUAGUAUCAUAAGCCAGUCCAGUUCUGUAACUGACCUAAACUUGGACAGUCCUUGGGAUCAGCAAAAUCCUCUCUCACUUCCUCAGUCCCACCUGAGGCCAAAGAGUGCUGCAUCUGCCUGGGUCUCUACUAUCACCAUCCCCCAGCCCUUCAAGAUGACUCUGCGUGAGGCUCAUAAAAAGCCCCAGUUGAUGAAAUCACGUGCAUCCCUUGAGCUGGAAAAACAAAGGGACAAAAGACAAAGUCAGGAGGAGGCAGAGUGCCAGAAGCAGUUCCGCGCACAGCCGGUGCCUGCCCAUGUCUACUUGCCACUCUACCAGGAAAUAAUGGAGCAGAAUGAGAUUCGCAGGGAGGUUGCAACACAGAAGAGAAAAGAGUUGCUCCUUUCCACUCAGCGACCCUUCAGCUUCCUGGAGAAGGAGGACAAGAAAAAGGAGGCCAUCAGACAGAAGAUCUUGGCAGCACUGGCUCCAGUUGAGAACUCCAAACCAAAAGGCAACAAGACAGUCCCUAAAUUCAUCUAUAACCCAGUUCUUGGGGAUAAACUCAAAGAAGCUGAACUCUACAGGAAAAUUCGCAUUCAGAUGAGAGCCAAGGAUUUGUUGGAAAACUCCUCAGCUCCUAUUGAUCCUAGCAACAGACAAAGAGAGCCACAGUCCCGAAUCGCCACCAAAACCAAACAAGAAAAACUCAGCUUCCUGCAAGAUGACUUCAGCUUUAAACCAAGAAUUAACCCAGCGGUGCCUGAUUUUGAAAGACUUUACUGGGCGUUUCAGAGAGAAGCAAUAAGGAUACGAGAAGUCAAAGAGCCAACUCGUAAUCAACCAUUUAAACUGAGAACCUCCAAUCUCCACUACAGGCAGAGACAGGCUAAUGAGCAGAAAAUGAAGCAGUCUUCCAAGGCUCCGGUGCAAAGAAGUCAUUCUCUGACUGGUCUCUCCUCUCUCUCUUCCAACACCCUUCCAGUGCACAUUACAGAUGCAACAAGAAAGAGGGAAUCUGCUAUUAGAUACUGCCAGGAAGACAAAAAGAGCAGGGAGAAUGAAGGAAUUCAUUGGAUGGAGAUACAGAGAAAGAAAUGUCAGGCUAUGCAUAAAUCUAUGAGCAGUCGAGCAAAAGCAAUGGAUCCCCAUAAAAGCUUGGAGGAGACGCACAAGGAGAAGCUGAAACAGAACUGGCAGAAUGACCGCAAAAGAACAAAGGAGUACAAAAAAGAACUGGAAGAAAUGCAGAUACGAGUCAAGAACCGACCAUACCUCUUCGAACAGGUCACAAAGCAUGAUGCCCGGCAAGAGGCAGAGCGACACUACCGAGACACCCUUUGUCAGGUGGGGUUGAAUGAGGAAUUUGUAAGGAACAAAGGGAGAGAUGCUACUGACCUACCAAAGGAGGAAGAGUCUGAAACUCACAGAGCUCAGGAGUCUCAGAAGGACACAGACAUUGGCACUGUACAAGAAGAAGAAUCUUAG